UUAUCGAAUAAGCCAACUAAAAAAAACAUUUACCAGAAAAAACCAACCAUACAAAAACACUUUCCUUCUAUCUAUUUCAUUUCUCCUUAUCAAAUUCAAGGCACUUUUUUUUUUGGUUUUGAAAAAGCCUUAUCAAAACACUUUCAUUGAAGAAAAAUGGCGGAAAGCGUGGUGACCUUCCUGCUAGACAACCUCUCUGUUCGACUGCAAGAGGAGUUUCGGCUCCUGAGCGGCGUUCGAGAUGAUGUACAGUACAUUGUCGACGAGUUGGAGAGAAUCAAAGGCUUCUUAAGAGUUGCGGACGCCAUGGAAGAAAACGAUAUCCAGCUCAAGGUCUGGGUCAAACAAGUCAGAGACGUCGCUUACGACAUUGAAGACUCCCUUGACGAGUUCAACCUUCGUUUUUCUCAUUUCCAUGGCCGUGGAUUCCACGCGCCGCUUCGGAAGCUUCUCCGCUUCGUCAAAAACUUAAGAGCCCGCCAUCGAAUUGCUUUGGAGAUACAAGUAUUCAAGUCCAGAGUGGAAAUUAUCUCGGAAGGUCACCAUAGAUACGACCUUCGAAGUCGAAGGCUAGGCUCGAGCUCAGGUGGUUUGAUCCGGGGACGAUUGGCGAGUCAGGGGGAUGCGCUUUUGAUUGAGGAAGCGGAUUUGGUCGGAAUCAGUGAGCCCAAAGGACAACUAAUUGAGUGGCUCAUGAGGAAUGAUUCCGGACGACAAGUCGUUUCGGUGGUGGGAAUGGGAGGGUUGGGGAAGACGACAUUGGUGAAGCAAGUUUAUGAGGAUCCGAAAGUGAAGAAACGCUUCAAGGUUCAUGCUUGGAUAUCUGUUUCUCGGUCGUUCAAGACCAAAGAUCUCUUGAAAGAUGUCGUCAACCAAAUCUUCAGGGUUAUCAGAAAACCAGUUCCACCAGAAGUGUCCACCAUGAGCAAUGAUCUUCUAAAGGAGAGAGUAAAAAACUUGCUUAAACAGAGUAGAUAUUUGAUUGUUCUUGAUGAUGUUUGGCAGGUAAAAGCUUGGGAUUCGAUCAAACUGGCUUUACCCACAAACGACAUGUAUGGUAGCAGAGUUAUGAUCACCACUCGCAAUGCUGAGAUAGCUUCUGCGAGCUGUGUUGAAACCCAUGAUUGGGUUUACAAUUUUGAGCCUUUAGGGGAGAAAGAAUCUUGGGACUUGUUUUGUAUGAAAGCCUUUCACUUUCAGGGUGGUUUAUGCCCUCCUCAUUUGGAGGAAACUUGUCGAUUGAUAUUGAAAAAGUGUGGAGGAUUGCCUCUUGCAAUUGUGGCAAUUGGAGCUGUUUUGGGUGCCAAAGACAAGACGAGUAAAGAUGAAUAUACCAUUCUAUAUGAUUGUAUUGGUUCUGAGAUUGAAGGGAAUUACAAUCUUGAUAGCAUGAAAAGAGUCCUUUCUCUUAGUUUUAAUGAAUUGCCAUACUACUUGAAAUCUUGUUUCUUGUACUUGAGCAUCUUUCCUGCUUUGCAAAGCAUCGAAACUAUGAGAUUGAUUCGGCUAUGGAUAGCUGAAAGUUUUGUGGUUGAGAAAGAAGGAAAAACUCUUGAAGAAGUUGCUGAGGGUUAUUUUAAGGAGCUUUUGAAUAGAGGGCUAGUUCAAGCGGCUGAGACAACCAAUGAUGGAAGGAUCAAAUCAUGUCGGGUACAUGAUAUUCUAAGGGAGAUUGCCAUUUUGAAGUCCAAGGAUCAAGAUUUUGCUGAUACAGCGAAAGAGCAAGGUUCCAUGUGGUCAGACAAAGCUAGGCGCUUAUCGAUCUUUAACAUACCGCAGAAUGUAGAGCACAAAAGAGUAUCCAAACUUCGUUCAUUGCUUAUAUUCCCAGAAGAAGAUUUGGCUGCUGAAUUUUCAUUAUCAGCAUUGUUUCCUAGAGGUUUUAGGCUGCUCAAGGUAUUAGACUUGCGAGGUGCAUCAUUGGAGAUUUUUCCAAGAGAAAUAGUUAAGCUAAUUCAUUUGAGGUAUUUAAGCUUGAGGAAUACCAAGGUGAAUCAUAUUCCUAGCUCUAUUAAGAAGCUUCAAAAUUUAGAGACACUGGACCUUAAACAAACUUAUGUCACUGAGCUUCCUGUGGAGAUUGCGAGUCUCAAGCAACUCCGGCAUCUCCUGGCAUAUCGAUAUGAAAUUGAGUCUUAUGCACAUUUUGACUCCAAGUAUGGUGUUAAGGUCCCUUUAGGAAUAGGAAGCCUUCAGUCACUUCAGAAGCUCUGUUUUAUAGAGGCAAAUCAAGGGAAUGGUUCUAUAAUGACAGAGCUGGGAAAUAUGAAGCAGCUGAGAAGGUUAGGGAUCAUAAAAUUCAGAGAAAGAGAUGGUAUUGCUUUGUGUUCUUCAAUCGAAAAGCUCACGAAACUUCGCUCUUUGUCUAUCACUUCUGAACAAAAGGAGAAUGUGAUUGAUCUUCAACAAAUUUCUUCUGCACCUGAAUCUCUACAAAGGCUGUACUUGGCUGGGCGUUUCGAAAAGUUACCUCACUGGAUAAACUCUCUUCAAAAUCUAGUAUUACUACAUUUAAAAUGGAGUAGGUUAAAGGAAGAUCCUCUGGUACAUCUUCAGAAUUUGCCUAAUCUGGUUCAUCUUGAGUUUCUUCAGGUUUAUGAUGGAGAUAGCCUGCAUUUCAGAGAAGGAGGCUUCCCAAAGCCCAAGCUAUUAGGUCUUGACAAAUUAGAUAGACUUCAAUCUGUGACAAUGGAUAAUGGGGUCAUGCCAAGACUUGAGAAGUUGGUCAUACAACGCUGCAAACUCUUGAAGAAUGUCCCAACUGGAAUUGAACACUUGACUAACUUAAAGGCAAUCGAGUUUUUCGACAUGCCUGAUGAGUUAGUCAUGAAACUUCGUCCAGAUGGUGGAAAAGAUUACGAGAAGAUUACUAAUGUACCAGCAGUUUACUCUUCUUAUUGGAUAGAUGGUGCUUGGGAUGUAUAUUCUAUUGAGAGGUUCAGUGAAAGAGAGAGUUCUCAGCCAGGUACUACUGCUGCUAUAGCAGAGAGGAGACACCAGAGGAGUACUCUAUGGAAAGUGUAAAUUUUUGUACAAUCAGGUUUUUUUGUGUAUAUGGUUAUUACAUAAAUACAUAAAUAUACUUUAUACAAGUUUAAUAAAAAAGUUUAUACAAGGUGUUAUGCUGCAA
Molecule: messenger RNA, 3130 nt
Organism: Humulus lupulus (European hop)
Lineage: Eukaryota; Viridiplantae; Streptophyta; Magnoliopsida; Rosales; Cannabaceae
Product: disease resistance protein RPM1-like
Exons: 2
Coding region: 157-3024 (955 amino acids)
Biological process (GO): defense response to other organism
Molecular function (GO): ADP binding
Source: RefSeq, a predicted model, not a curated record